AUGGACAGAACGGAGACUAGGUUCUGUAAGAGGGGACAGAUUAUGGGAAAAAUCAUGACCAGCCGUCAACCGCACUCCCAGAAUGAGCAGAGUCCCCAGCGGAGCACCUCGGGGUACCCCCUCCAGGAGGUGGUGGAUGAUGAAGUGUUGGGACCAUCAGCCCCUGGGGUAGAUCCCAGCCCCCCAUGUAGGUCCCUUGGCUGGAAAAGGAAGAAGGAGUGGUCAGAUGAAUCUGAGGAGGAGCCAGAGAAGGAGCUCGCCCCUGAGCCUGAGGAGACCUGGGUAGUGGAGACGCUGUGUGGGCUCAAGAUGAAGCUGAAGCAACAGCGAGUGUCACCCAUCCUCCCUGAGCACCACAAGGACUUCAACAGUCAGCUUGCCCCUGGGGUAGAUCCCAGCCCCCUGCAUAGGUCCUUUUGCUGGAAAAGGAAGAUGGAGUGGUGGGACGAAUCUGAGGAGUCGUUGGAGGAGGAGCCACGGAAGGUGCUCGCCCCUGAGCCUGAGGAGAUCUGGGUGGCGGAGAUGCUGUGUGGCCUCAAGAUGAAGCUGAAGCGACGGCGAGUGUUGCUCGUGCUCCCUGAGCACCACGAGGCCUUCAACAGGCUGCUUGAGGAUCCUGUCAUUAAAAGAUUCCUGGCCUGGGACAAAGAUCUGAGGGCGUCGGACAAGUAUCUCCUGGCUAUGGUCAUAGCGUAUUUCAGCCGGGCCGGCUUCCCCUCCUGGCUAUACCAACGCAUUCAUUUCUUCCUGGCUCUCUACCUGGCCAAUGACAUGGAGGAGGAUGACGAGGACUCCAAACAAAACAUCUUCCACUUCCUGUAUGGGAAGAACCGCUCUCGCAUACCCUUGCUUCGUAAGCGUCGGUUUCAGUUAGGCCGUUCCAUGAACCCGAGGGCCAGGAAGAACCGCUCUCGCAUACCCUUGCUCCGUAAGCGUCAGUUCCAGUUACGCCGUUGCAUGAACCCGAGGGCCAGGAAGAACCGCUCUCAGAUAGUCCUGUUCCAGAAACGUCGGUUCCACUUCUUCUGUUCCAUGAGCGGCAGGGCUUGGUUUCCCCGGAGGAGUUGGAGGAGAUCCAGGCUUAUGACCCAGAGCACUGGGUGUGGGCGCGAGAUCGCGCUCGCCUUUCCUAGAGCUCCAGGGACCGUGGAGGCCUGAGGUCAUCGGCCUGAGAGAAGAACACCGGACCCAGGGGAGAUGUGGAUUUUCAGCAGGAACUUUAUUCCAAUGCUAAUGGCAGACACCAGGAAGGAGGAGAGGAACCAUUUGUGCAGAUCAUCUAGAAGAACCUGGACCAUUCUUGAUGGAGCUGAAUACAGUCAUCACGUUGUCCUCCUAGGAGCAGGGGUGGGGGGAGGGGGGUGGGGUCCUUCUAGGAGUCCUUGGAGAAAAGUAAGAAACCAGGAGUGUUUCCAGUUCCACCCUUUCCUGCGGCACCACCUCCCUUUUUAUAUUGCUGAAUUCCAACCUCCCUGGGGCGGAACCUGGAGGUCCUGUUUCUUACGGACUUGGCUGCCACAGUCCAGGAGCAUUUGAAGGCACAAUGCAGGGGCUCAGAUUGGCACAGAAUUCUUUUGUGAAAUAUCAGUGCCACAGAUUGUAACAGAUAGCUUCAUGCACACUCUGCAUUUUAUUGGUUUGUUUGGAAAAUGUCGGCCAUUGAAUUAUUCAUAGAUUUAUUUCAAAUAGUUUGGAAAUUGUUGUACUUUUG
This is a messenger RNA of Pan troglodytes (chimpanzee), 1711 nucleotides long. RefSeq names its product putative speedy protein E21. Gene Ontology annotation, biological process: positive regulation of cyclin-dependent protein serine/threonine kinase activity. The coding region runs from base 1 to 1158 and encodes 385 amino acids. The transcript has 8 exons. Gene Ontology annotation, molecular function: protein kinase binding. The record is from RefSeq and is a predicted model, not a curated record. NCBI's taxonomy places the organism in Eukaryota, Metazoa, Chordata, Mammalia, Primates, Hominidae.